AUGGAGAAAGCUGUAAUUGUGUCUGGGCUACCAGGGUACUGCAAGAGGAGGAAAGCAAAAACUUUCGUGGACGUAUCAAAAUCUCGGAUUCCCAAGUCCCAACUUCCAAGGCUCUUCUGGCUCUCAAAUUCUAGGCUGAAAGCAACAAUGGCAACUGAAUCCCCGAGGUCUUCUGGAAAAGUGAUUGUUCAAUUAAAAGCCACUGCUGACGCGCCUAUUCUCAAGCAAAACAAGUUCAAGAUACCUGGAACUGAUAAGUUUGCUAAGGUGAUUGACUUUUUGCGCAGGCAACUUCAUAGGGAGACUGUGUUUGUAUACAUCAACAGUGCUUUCUCACCAAAUCCGGAUGAAUUGGUGAUUGAUCUGUUUAAUGGUGUUUUGUUGAGCAAAUUAAAAGAAGAUGCAAGUACUUCUGCUGUACUUGCUACAAUAUUUUCACCUGCUACAGCUUUUAUUCUCGGAAAGGGGGUAGUAGGUUCGACAAAUUGGUAUUUAAAAAUCAAUUUGAAGAUGUUGACAAGAAAGCAGUUGCGCUACUUUAUGGCCAUUUGGUUCUUGGACCUAAUUACAUCUGAAAUAGCUCUUGUUUGUAAUCUGUCAGACAGGACCGCUCUGGUCUACGAGCUAACUUCCUGA
Messenger RNA from Dovyalis caffra, 636 nucleotides. The record is from the annotation of a GenBank genome assembly. Lineage: Eukaryota; Viridiplantae; Streptophyta; Magnoliopsida; Malpighiales; Salicaceae.